AUGUCAUCUGAAGAUUCCAAAAUCGCCCGCCGCCGGGCAAAGAACAGAGACGCACAGCGACGACACCGACAAGCAACCCGAGCGAAGCUAGCGGAGCUGGAAGCUCUGAAGUCGUCCCAGCGCCACGGCCGCGGCCCUCUCUCCCCAGAUGUCCUGCCCGCGCUGUCCCCCGCGACCGCCUCAAGCUCUUCAUGGGAAGAAUCGCUCAGUCUCGAAGAUGCGUCGCAUCUGUGUCUCCUUCGCUCCGGCCGCCCGCCCGGCCAGCAGCCCCGGUCCCAGCUCCCGCAGCUGCUCAAAAGCCCCCCGCCCCCUCCCGCCUUUUGCCUAGAGCACGACGCAUCCGGGCUGAGCCCGCUCGAUCUCGACCUCUCCCUACCCGGCGUCGACAACUGGAAACUCGACACAAGCCCCACCAAGGGUCUAUCCGAAGCCGCCACCGCGCGGAGCAUCAGCAGCAGUAGCAGCAGCAGCAGCAGCAGCGGAGAUUCAUUCACCAGCACGAUCGCCAGGGCGCACGAAACCCAACCCUCCGGUCUCGACGAGGUGCAGUGCAAAUCCGCGCUGCAUCUCGCCGCGGUCUCGGCGAACGUCGAAUGCGUGCGGACGCUGCUGGCAUACAAUGCCGAUGUGAAUGUCGUCGACGGCAAUGGGCGCACCCCGCUGCAUGUGUGUGCCGCGACGGGGAACACGGCGGAUCAUGUUGCGGUGGUGCGGUUACUGGUGAACUCGGGCGCGAGUCUGUCGACGAAGGAUCACCGGGGUCUGACGCCUUUGCAGGUGGCAGCGGAAGCGGGGAACCACCGGAUCAUUGAGGCGUUGAUACUCUUGGGUGUAGAUGUGAAUGCGGUCUGA
Messenger RNA from Aspergillus clavatus NRRL 1, 852 nucleotides. Its product is annotated as Ankyrin repeat protein. The record is from RefSeq and is a predicted model, not a curated record. Gene Ontology annotation, molecular function: protein binding. Gene Ontology annotation, cellular component: nucleus; cytoplasm. Lineage: Eukaryota; Fungi; Ascomycota; Eurotiomycetes; Eurotiales; Aspergillaceae. The coding region runs from base 1 to 852 and encodes 283 amino acids. The transcript is spliced from 2 exons.